Messenger RNA from Mytilus trossulus (common blue mussel), 7515 nucleotides. Its product is annotated as ribosomal protein S6 kinase alpha-5-like. Lineage: Eukaryota; Metazoa; Mollusca; Bivalvia; Mytilida; Mytilidae. Gene Ontology annotation, molecular function: ATP binding; protein serine/threonine kinase activity; magnesium ion binding. Gene Ontology annotation, biological process: regulation of DNA-templated transcription; intracellular signal transduction; peptidyl-serine phosphorylation. The transcript is spliced from 16 exons. The record is from RefSeq and is a predicted model, not a curated record. Bases 76 to 2760 code for a protein of 894 amino acids.
AACAGUAUUAUGAGAAUGGAAACUGUCCAACUCUACAAGUGAUAUUCAAACGCAAAUUGCUGCAAAACAGAAGACAUGGCAACGACAGAAAAUGUCGAAGCGUCCUCUACGGAGGCUGAGACAGUCACAAUCGAGCUGAAGGAUGUGAACAUGACAGGCCAGGGGAAAGUUGCAAUGGCAGAUUUUGAAUUGUUAAAAGUUUUAGGAACAGGAGCUUAUGGGAAGGUGUUUUUGGUAAGAAAAAUAGGAGGUAAAGAUGAGAACAAGCUGUAUGCAAUGAAAGUUUUAAAGAAGGCAGCCAUAGUACAGAAAACAAAAACAACAGAACAUACUCGUACAGAAAGACAAGUGUUAGAGGCUAUCAGGGAAUCACCAUUUCUAGUCAAACUCCAUUACGCAUUCCAAACUGAGGCUAAGCUACACCUUAUACUAGAUUAUGUUAGUGGUGGUGAACUGUUUACACAUCUCAAUUCAAAUGAACAGUUUGAAGAGAAAGAUGUAAGAGUUUACAUAGGAGAAAUCACUUUGGCAUUGGAAACAUUGCACAAGCUUGGGAUUAUCUACAGAGAUAUUAAGCUUGAGAACAUACUACUAGACUCCACGGGUCACAUUGUACUCACAGAUUUUGGUCUCAGUAAAGAAUUUUUACCAACAGAUAAGUACCACAGAGCAUUUUCCUUUUGUGGCACUAUAGAAUACAUGGCUCCUGAGGUUGUUGAAGGCAGCAGUGGAGGACAUGAUUUUGCUGUUGAUUGGUGGUCUCUAGGAGUUUUGACCUAUGAACUUUUAACUGGUGCUUCACCUUUCACAGUAGAAGGAGAAAGAAAUACACAGUCUGAAGUAUCAAGGAGAAUUUUAAAAGCAAGUCCUCCUAUACCAAAGUCAUUUUCUCCUGAAGCCAAAGACUUUAUACUUAAACUUCUGACUAAAGAUCCACAUGAGAGACUUGGAUCUAGAGGAUCUGGAGAAGUUAAAAAGCACAAGUUCUUUAAGACUCUGAAUUGGAAUGAACUGGCCAGUGGAAAUGCACCAGCUCCUUUUGUUCCAAAAAUACAACAUGAAUUAGAUGUUAGGAACUUUGCCACAGAAUUUACUAACAUGAUACCUGCAGAUUCUCCAGCUAUUGUUCCUAAUAAUGCAGAAAGAAUAUUUAAGGGUUAUUCCUAUGUAGCACCUUCUAUCAUAUUUAGUGAUAACACAAUCAGUUCAGAUUUACUGUGCAAAGGGAAGGAAAAUCAGCCCAGUGAAGGACAUAUAGUAUAUGCCAACCAUUUUAAAAGUUCACCAUUUUUCCAGAAGUAUGAAAUUGAUUUGUCUGGUAAACCACUAGGAGAUGGUAGCUUUUCAGUUUGCAGGAAAUGCCUUCAGAAGGACACCAACACACAGUAUGCAGUAAAAAUAGUAACAAAACGUAUAGAUUGUACUAGAGAGGUCACAAUCCUUAAACACUGUCAAGGUCACCCUAAUAUAGUCACUAUAAUGGAUGUGUUCAGUGAUGAGUUACACACAUAUAUUGUUAUGGAGUUGUUGAAAGGAGGAGAGUUAUUAAACAGAUUAAGAAAGAAAAAGAAUUUUACUGAACCCGAGGCCAGUGAAAUAAUGUUUAAACUUGUUCAAGCUGUCAGUUUUAUGCAUUCUAAAGGAGUUGUACAUAGAGACCUUAAACCAGAGAAUUUGAUUUUUCAAGACGACACAGAUAAUGCAGAAAUAAAGAUAGUUGAUUUUGGUUUUGCACGAUUUUAUAAACCGGAGAUGCAGAAAUUGGAGACACCAUGUUUUACUCUGCCAUAUGCAGCACCAGAAGUUUUGAAAACGUGGACAACAAAAGAUGGUUAUACUCAGUCAUGUGACUUGUGGAGUCUGGGUGUUAUACUUUACACCAUGUUAUCAGGAACUGUGCCAUUUCAAACAUACAAAAGUGAUGACAGUGCUGAAUGCAUCAUGAAGAGAAUUAAAGGUGGACAGUUUGAUUUCUCUACACCAGAAUGGAAAGAUGUUUCAGAACAAGCUAAAGAUCUCAUUCAAGGAUUACUAACAGUGGAACCAUCAAAGAGAUUAACUAUGGAUGAUCUCAAAGACAAUGAAUGGCUAAAUAGGCAUAAUAGUUCAUGUUACUCAUGUACCCCUCUGAGGACACCAGGUGUACUAAAUCAUACAGUAGAGAGUCAACUCAGCGUAACUUUAGGUGCCUUUCACAAAGCUACUCGUGAAGGAUUCAGACUACAGGAUGUGGCAAAAGCCCCAUUGGUUUUAAAACGUCGUAAAAUGAUGAAAAAUUCAGUAGAAGAUCGUAGUUUCUCAUCAGACAGCACUCAUUCCUCAAGUUCUGGCGAAUCAUCAAGUCAGCUGAAUUCUCAGCCAUCACCAAAGAGAAAUUUAUCAAAUUUAUCAAGCAUCUCGAGUGCAUCAAAUACCUCGUCUAUUUGUAGUACAGGGUUUGUGCCUCGUACUCAUACACCUGUCAUCUUGAAUAAUGAACAAGUCAAUGUUGCAGAAGAUGUUACCGUGGCAACAGAAGAAACUGGUAGUGCCUCAGAGUUGUUUCAGAGUAGUCGUGGAGAGAAACGAAAACAUUCAGAUGAUUCUCAAGAGGAGAAUGACAAAGAUGUAAUUGUAAUUGAUGACAAUAGUGAAGAAUUCUCAGCUAGUGAGUCUGAGAGUUAUAUUGUUGAUACUGAUGAGGAGAUUGAAGAGGACAGCAACGAAGAAGAUCAACCCGACGUGAAUCAUCGGACUAGUCCUAUUGUUAUAGAUGAUUAGUAUACUUAAUAGAUUAUAUAUUGUUGAAUUAUUAUAGCUUUCAGAAUCCAAUACAAGUUGGACCGUCCUGUACAAUAUGACCAAAUUCAUUUUAGACUGAUUACAAUUUUGGCAAUUUAGAUUAUUGUAUUCUUCCCAAUGUUAAAUAAGAGUUGUUUAAAAAUUUUGAAUAAAACUUUUUAUCAUAUACUGGUAAGAUACUGGAGUAUAUAAAAUAAGAAGUUGUAUUCGUAAUUUUUAUAUAACUUCUUAUCAUAUAAAAAAUAGAAAGAGUUGGCAAAUUCUUAGUGAAUUUGAGUUAAAACACUUUGUUCAAGUUUGAAUCACUUUGACCUAAGUUUUUUUAGUGAAUUUGGUCUAUAUUCGUGACAGAAUGAGUAUUUACUGUACAUGUACAUUGUACUAUAUUAGUAUAGUAUUCUUACUUCGUUUUGACUAGGUAUCAGAGGAAUAAUAAUUUAUCAGUCUUCAUGAAAACUUUUACAGCAACAGGCCUUACACUUAUUUCAAACAAUAAAAAUUGUACAAAUUCCUGUGGUCUGUAGGUGCAAUACUUACAGACCAAUAUAGAUUUUACAAACCUGGCCUGUCAUGUCUGUGGCCAUGCUUGAAUAUGAUGAUACCAAGGUAUGUAUGUGAUUCUGACAAAAGAUAUGUUAGAUUCCUGUUUUAAAUUUGAUGAGGCCAAAUAAGAUAAUAUGUGUGUUUCCUAUUACAUCUUUGAAAAAAGUAAGGUCGGUAGGUAGGGAAUUCUUUUUAUUUUACAAUUUAUUUUUACAUUGAGUCAAUUGGAGAGAGAUUCUGACUUUAACAGUGCUUAUUGAAAAAUGACCCCAAAAAACCUAAUGUAUCAGGUAGGUAGGGAAAUAGGAAACACACCUAUUAUUUUAUUUUGCCUGACUAGGAAUUACGUUGUUAUGUAUGUGUAUAUGAUUCUGUAGGUUAUAUGGUUGUUGUUUGUCUUUCAUUCUUGGUGCAACUGUGUAUAUAUAUAUAUAUAUAAUCAAACAUUCCAUGACCAUUUUUCAUAAUAACAUGAAUAAGGCCAAGUAGAUUUUACACCCUUUUCUUUCUUUCAAUUUACAUUACUUACUUACUUAAUCCUUGUUGUUCAUUCUUGCACAAGAGGUCAUCAGCGAUAAUUUUACAUUGAAGAAUUAUAAACAUUAAAAAUUCAUAUUUCCUUUGAGAUUUACCACUUUCAUUAUCAAUAACUUUGAUAUUGCCCAGAUCUCACAUUAUAUCUUUUGUGCAGCCAUUAUAUAGGUUAUACAUUGGAAUAUAUUCUGAAAAAUACAAUAAUUUUUUUUAGUAAAUAUACAAUUGACUCUAUUGAUGUCAAAUACAAAAUUUAAUGUAUAAUACUUCCAAUAUAGACACUCAAAUUUAAAACUAUAAGAACACGAAUUACCAGCUUAUAACCCCCAGAAAUAUAAAUAACAUGAAAAUAUUUUGGAAGCAUUCUAUUUGAUUACAGAUGUUUAAGAAAUUUCUAGAAAGGUUUGUUUUGGAAUUAUUGAUACAGUCAUUUUAUUUUGACAUCAUUAGAGUUGUAUGUAUAUUCAAAAGAUCAGUUUUCUUCUAACAGCCUCAUUUAAUGCAUCAUUUAAAAAAAAAUCAUUUUCAGCUUACAUGUAUGUGUGGUUACAAAAAUGAAGAAUUUACCAAAAGUAAAUUCAUCCAACAUAUCUGCUUUUAUUUAGCAUUAAUGCUUAAAAAAAUUGUACUAAAGAAAAAAGAUGUACAUUUGAACAAAAACAACUCAUUUACAUUUGUAUUUUACCGUUAUAGUCAACACGGCAAAGGAAAAUAUUAGUAGCAUCUUUCUAAAAUCAUUCUUUGUUCCUUUCUUUAUGAUGAAAGAUAAUUUUAUAUUUUUAAUGUAUGAUGAUCAUGAAAUAGACCCUUCAACAACACAUAUUUUGUAAAAAAAAAAAUCUUUUUAUUCUUGGAUUUCUGUUGAAGAAAAUUAAAAUGUUCAUCAUUAGUGUAGGUAAAGUAAAUUGAUGAAUACUGUUAAGUUUAUAUGUUACUUUUUAAAUUUUGAUCUUAAAGAUUUUGAAUAUAGAAUAAAUCAUGAUCAGCAAAGCUGGUGAGACAUUUCAAUGUGUCCACACUUGUUAUUGUAAACAUCUUGCUUUUUUACUAUUUUUGCAAAUAUUUUGUAUAUUCAUCACUUCUGUGAAAUUUUUAUUUGUCAUGUAUAUAGCAUGUGAAAAUCUGACUAGAUUUUUUCUUCAUUAAUGACCUCUUUUGAAUUUAGCCUUGCAUGUAUCUAGUACAAAUUAUUGUAUUUAAAAAUACAUAUAUGUUAUAAGCAUCAUGUCAUUAAGGACUUUACUUUAUCUGGUAUGAACCAUAGUAUUCUCUGUAUUUCUAAGAUAGAGUCUGAGAUAUUUAAAUUAUUUCUUUGUUGUUUCUGCAUUCUACUUUUGUUAAGUCUUAUGAUAAAAGUGUAUUAAAUUUAUUUUUACACCACAGUUAAAGAUUUUGUAUAUAGAAUAUGUUUGUAAAAAAAUGAAAUUUUAUUUGAAAACAUACUAUUUUAAGUAUUUUAAUAUUUGUAUAUAAAGUGCACAUUUGUUAUUUAUAUAGAAAUCUAUUGUACCUUCCAUUUUUCAAACUUCUUGUAGAUUUGGCCAUUUAUUAACUAAAUAAAUUAGAUGAUUAAGAAAGCACUCCAAUUUCAGGUAAAAUGCAACAACAUUUUAGCAUACAUUAUUUUUUUCUGAUAUUCCAUCUCGCACAAGUUAUGGGGUUAUAUGGAAAUGAUAUCAGUUGGUUCGUCCAACACACAUCAAUGGUUAUAGACUGACAUGCUGAAUUGUCAGUUUGAUUUAACAACUUUAAAAGGAAGUUGAAGAUUUUUUGAGUGGUCUGUAAAAAGCUUUUUAUCAAAAUAAUCAUUCAUUUUAAAUGAUUUGUUUACGUUAAAUUAUGUAAAACUCACAUCAAAUUUUGUAACAUGUAAACUCAUAUCAAAUUUUGUUCCAUGUAAACUCAUUUGGAACAGUUUCGGUGGUAAAAUUAUCCUUAUGCUCUUAAACUUCUAUGUUAUGAUUUCAUUUUCUGUUCGGUAGCCUUUUUAACAAAUAAAAACAAAAUCAGUUAUAUACCUAUAACCUCGAGUAGUUUGAAUUUUGGAAGGUUUAAUUAGGUUUCUAUUUUAUAUUGUGCCUGGUCACACUAAAUUUUAUCUCUUCACCUUUAUAUAUUUGAAAUUUUAUAUUGAAUUGUAAAUACAAAUUUUACAUUUUUUAAUUUAAAGAUAUUAUCAGGUGUAGUCAAUGUGAUAUGUCUAUAGGUGUUGUUUUUGUAAGGAACUGAGUACUUCAGGAAAGUAAUGUCCUAUAAUAUCCUUACAGGGCAAGGUUUAUUUUAAAAAUAGACUAAAGUAAUCACUGUAUUACUAGGUAGUCAUUAAUUUACUAAAGUAAUCAUUGUAUUACAAUAGUAAUCAUUUUAUUACAGAAGUAAUUAUUUUAUUACUAUAGUAAUCAUUUUAUUACUUUAGUAAUCAUUUCAUUACUUGUAAUUAUUUUAUUACUAAAGUAGUAAUUUCAUUACUAAAGUAAUUAUUUUGUUACUAGAGUAAUUAUUUUAUUACUAAAGUUAUCAUUGUAUGAAACUGAAGUUCUGCCCAAGCAUGACAUUAAAUAAAACUUCUACAUUUCCAAGUCUAUUGGAAUACUUAGAGAGUUGCUAAGCAAUACAUUUAUUCUUGUAGAUCAAAUGAAAUUUUUAAAUUGUAUACAAACUUCAACUUUAGAUAUUAGAAGUAGUUAAACAUUUUCAUUUAUAUUGAUAUAUGAAUGUUUUGGAUUGUUUUUUAUAUUGGUACAUGUAUUAAGGUAUUUUGGUGCUCUCUUUUGAAAUUGACAGUUUAAUAGAAUUACUAACACUUCCUCUUUGGAGGAAAAAUAUGUAAAUCUAGUUUCUGUCAUGAGAACAUCAAUUAAGCGUUGUUAUGUCUUCAAUUAUGAUAUUUGCUACUGAGGAUUUAUUUAUUUUCAUGGGUACCAAUUUUCGUGGAUUGAGGAAACUUGCAUGCUUGUAGAUAUUUGAUUUCAUGGUUUUGCCAAAAUCUGCAUUUUACCAGAUAGAAAAUUUGUCAUUCUUUGAAUACUUUAUUUGGUGGUUCACCUGUACCUUUGAACAAGAAAAAUUAGUAUCCAACAAAAUAAUGAAUCCACAGUAUUUAAAUAGAACAAAAGGUAAGGGAAUAUUUAUUUCUGACUAGGUAGGCCAUUAAAAAUUUUCAAAAGUGACAGUCACAUUUCAGUAGUUUAUACAUACAUACAUAAACAAAUUGCAGCUCAGUCUUCAUCUCAGGCCAGUUUAUUCAAGAUUUUUCCAACUUCAUUUAUUUGAAACUUAUGAAAGUUGUUUUUUAUAUAAAAUAUUUGUAUUUAUAAAUCAGAUCAGUAAAAAAAAUGAUUUGUAUAAUUCUGAUGUAUAAAGUAUCAAAUGUAUAUAAUAUUUUUAUCAAUAAAUCAGAAAGUAGGUCAAUUUAUUUUAAAAGAUUAAUUUAUAGUUUCUUUGCUUUGUAGAGUGUAAACAAGUCAUCAAGUAAAAUAAAUUUGUGGGUCACAAGAUUAACACUGUGAUACAAACUUCACCGAUUUUUUAUGCUUUAAUUACCACUCAUAUGCUUUUCACUGAAUUAUCUAACAAAAGAUAAUUAGGUUGAAUUUCUCAAUUUAUAUAAAAAAAACUUGCACAGAAAAUAGUUCCUUUUUCUUCUGCUCUCGGUUG